Molecule: messenger RNA, 3218 nt
Organism: Xiphias gladius (swordfish)
Lineage: Eukaryota; Metazoa; Chordata; Actinopteri; Istiophoriformes; Xiphiidae
Gene: ttyh2l
Product: tweety homolog 2, like
Exons: 14
Coding region: 346-1950 (534 amino acids)
Cellular component (GO): plasma membrane
Molecular function (GO): volume-sensitive chloride channel activity; intracellularly calcium-gated chloride channel activity
Source: RefSeq, a predicted model, not a curated record
CUCUCUGUUUAAGGAGGAAGGUUGAUAUCGUCACUCGGUCCCGUGUCUCGGAUCCAAACGCUUGGCCCUCAGUGAAGCUGCGUAUUUUCUUGUAGUUGCGUAACUCAAGAGUUUACAAACAACUAUGGGAACUGGAGUGGGAAGUAGUAAUAGUCAGCCUUGAUCUUAAAGUGUCAUGGCAAACGAGGAACUUCCUCUUUAAUCGUCCGUGGUAAUUGUAAGCUGUACUGAAGUCGCGUCUUUUUUUUUUUUUUUUUUUUCUUUUCGCAAAGCCUGGGAAUAUUUGGGUGUCAAGGUCUCAGAGGGAACCGUGCUGCCCGUGAUCCGGUGGAUUUUAAAGCAGGAAUGGCCACCGCCAGGCUUGAUUACGUUGCUCCGUGGUGGACGUACUGGCUGCACAAUUUCCCGCACUUGAGUUUCUUUUUCCAGUCGGUCGACAACACCUUCAGACCGGAGGAGGCGAGCUAUCAGCAGUCUCUGAUAUUAAUAGCAUGUGCGGCUGCAGUGGGUCUCGCUCUGAGCCUGCUAAUUCUGGCAGUAUAUCUGGUCUGCCUGUGCUGCUGCCGCAAGGACAUAGAAGAAGACACCAAAAGACCCGAUACCUGCUGUGUCACCUGGGCUGCCGUCAUCACAGGUCUCAUCAUAUGUUCUGCUGUGGGGGUGGGUUUCUAUGGAAACAGUGAGACCAACGAUGGGGUUUUCCAGCUGACCUACUCACUCUACAAUGCCAAUCAGACAUUUGGUGGCAUCAACAAUCUGGUUGCAGGAUCUCUUGGCAAUGCGGAAACUGGACUCAAACAGCACCUGGAACGGCUGGAUGAGAUCUUUGCUACAAGGGCCGACUACCUCCAAGCUCUUCGCUUCAUGCAGCUCAUGGUCAACAAUGUCAUCCGCGAGCUAACUACUCUGCCAGACAUCAGCAAAGCCAAUGCUGACUUAGCAGCCAUUGCUGACCAAACAGCCUUCAUUGAGUAUUACAGAUGGCUGACCUAUCUGCUGCUGCUGAUCCUGGAUUUGGUCAUCUGCUUGGCCUUGUGCUUGGGGAUAGCUAAGCAUGCUCGAUGGCUGCUGAUCACGAUCAUGGCUUUUGUAAUGCUGUCUCUGAUCCUGAGCUGGGCCUCACUGGGAGCGGGCACUGCUACAGCUGUGGGCACCAGUGACUUCUGUGUGUCUCCAGACAAGUUUAUUGUCAACAAAACCAGGGAUUUGAUCAGUGCAGAUGUUGCACACUAUUAUUUGUUCUGCAGUCCGAAUCUACCAAACCCCUUCCAACAGUCUUUGACAAUCUGCCAGCGUUCUCUGACCACCAUGCAAAUCCAGAUCCAGGGUUUGCUGCAUUUCGCGGUGCCCGUCUUUCCCACUGCUCAGAGAGACCUUUUGGGGAUCCAGCAGCUGUUGAACUCCACCGAGUUCAGUCUACACCAGCUAACAGCCUUGCUUGACUGCCGCGGGCUACACAAGGACUACCUGGAUGCCCUUAUGGGUGUGUGCUAUGAUGGGGUGGAAGGGCUCCUCUACCUCUCUUUGUUUUCUCUGCUGGCCGCCUGUGCACUCUCUGCCAUGCUGUGUGCGAUUUUCCGAGUGUGGACACUAAUGGGCAGCAGGGACAAAGAGUACGAUGACAUAGAUGAGGAGGACCCGUUCAACCCUCAAGCACGGAGGAUGUCCUACAACCCCAGAAGGUCCAACAUCCACAGUUUCUGUAGCUAUACCAGCAGCCUCGGCAGCCAGGCCAGCCUUCAUCCACCUCCACAAUCUGCUUCUAAUGCCAUGCCACCCCCUGAAUACAUGAAUCAGUCCAUGCUGUUUGGAGGGAGCCCUCGAUAUGAGAACGUACCACUGAUAGGGAGAGGAUCCCCGCCUCCCUCGUAUUCGCCCAGUAUGAGGACCACCUAUCUAUCUAUGACUGAUGCCCAGAUCAGACACUUUGGGACUGACUUCCAGGUGUAGCCUUCUACCCACUGAAUCCCUAUUCAGAGAGGCACUGUAUGAGACUCUGGGUUCUUACCAAGGAGGCUGUCUUCAUGGCAUAAUCCUGUUUACGGGAGCUGCAGCCCGCUGUCCAAAUCUGAGACAUGAAAGCAGGCCAUAUGAGGCAAUUACCUCAGUAACACACCCAUGCAGUGCUCUGAAAGCCCUGCAUGCAGUUUUGAACAGAGGGUUGCCUGUACAGGAUCAUCUCAAGACUGUUAUUGUUGUCAUGAUGUGUGGAAAUACUGCUGCUCAAAUUAAGAGCCUUUGAACUGAAUGGAUCAAAAAAUGCCUUUUUGCUUUUCCUAUAUUCUGGUAGCCUGCAUGGAUAUGAUCAUAAACAUGGUCAGUAUUUUGAUGUGAAGUGAGAUGUUGGGGUAUGACUAAUGCUCAGACCAUCCAUCAGGACAUUUGCUUUUUGAAAAGUCCCUACUGUUUGGAAGUAAUUGAAUUCCUUCUAAUUUCAGGCCUUUGUGUAAUUUUAAAAAUGCCAGUGAAAACCAUAACAAAUAUUGUAGUUUUUCUGUGAACAGCCAAAGAUGCUGCUCAGUUGAUAUUUCUGAUCAUUAUUUUUUUUUUCUCUUUCUAGAUGUGUAAUUGCUACAUUUAAGCAUCUCUUGGUUCUUGUUGUAACACUGGAUUGCAAUGUAUGACCUGGUUAUGAAGGAUGAGUCAAAUAGUCACAGAUGAGGGGUUUAUUGUUGUGCUAGACUGUACUGCAGUUGCAUGUGGGAAAAUUGCCUUUGACCAAAUAAGCACAGCAGAAUGGGAUCUGACUCCCAUCCAGGCAUUUAUAACUGUGCCUUGAGACAAUCACAGCAAAAAAGACAAUUAAAACAAAACUGUCAGUACUUUUAUUUGCUGUGUUAUAAUAAUAUUGCAUUUUGAAAUACUCAGUAGAAUAAAAAAACCCAGCACCACUAGUUAUGAAACAUGAAUCAAAUGUCCAGAUUUGAUUGAAGUUUUUUUUUCUCAGAUCCAUCUAUCCUCAAUAUCUUGUGAAUGUGAAACAGUUCUUUACAUUUUGGAGAACUCUGCUGUAUGCUGUUAUCUAAAUUGGAUGACAUAUCAAACUAAAAUAAUGUUGGACCAUAAAACGCUGUAUGCAACCUUGUGUGCUAUUGUGUCAUUCUAUUCUAUUUUAACGUUGUUUAUUCUUUUAUUCUGACUCUGAUGGCCUAGAAAGACCUGUAGUAAUGGUAAUAGGGUAUUUUGGAUUUUGAGCGUCCCGUACCUGGUGUUGUUAU